Scophthalmus maximus (turbot) is the source of this 2860-nucleotide messenger RNA. Its product is annotated as complement C2. The record is from RefSeq and is a predicted model, not a curated record. Gene Ontology annotation, molecular function: serine-type endopeptidase activity. Gene Ontology annotation, biological process: complement activation; proteolysis. The coding region runs from base 144 to 2468 and encodes 774 amino acids. The transcript has 19 exons. Lineage: Eukaryota; Metazoa; Chordata; Actinopteri; Pleuronectiformes; Scophthalmidae. Gene Ontology annotation, cellular component: extracellular region.
AAAUAAAGCAGCUUACUGCAGGUCACACACACACACACACACACACACACACACACACACAAACACACACACACACACUCACACCUCACACACAGACACUCUCGUUGUGGUUCCUGUCACAAAACCCAGCUGCCACAGGAAUCAUGUACGUCAAGUCAACACUGUGCAUCCUGCUCUUCAUCUCUAUCCAGGAGGCGUCCCUGCAGGAUGAAGAGUACUAUGAAGACGAGCUACAGCCUCUGGACUGUUCCACGACAGAGAGCGUCAAAGGUGGACACGUCACCUACUCUCAGGGGGGGCUGGAGGGCAGUGUGCUGACCUUUCACUGUGGCCCAGGGAAAUACCCUUUCCCCGUCAGCUACAGGCUCUGCGGUGCCGACGGGGAGUGGUCGCUCAUGAGAUUAGCCAAUGGCCGACUGGUGCCACGGGCCACAUGCAAAGAUGUGCUGUGUCCCGGUCAGCUCCAGCUGGACCACGGCGACUUUUGGCCCAGGGACCAGUGGCUCCGGGUCGGGACAACGCAGAGCUUCUCCUGCCUGGAAGGGUUCACCCUGUCCGGGUCGGCCCAGAGGAACUGCACCCUGACUGGAGAGUGGACAGGAACCGCUCCUGUCUGUGACAACCACGCUGACGACUGUAGCGACCCGGGGAUCCCACCAGGGGCCCAGAGGUCAGCGGGUCGGUUUUACACGGGAGAGAAGGUGGUCUACCGCUGUCAGGCCGGUCUGGAUCUGCUCGGCUCGGCUGGGAGGGUUUGCCUGGAGAACAGGGAGUGGAGCGGCUCGACACCGAGGUGCCAAGGUCCGGCCACCUUUGACUCCCCCAGCGCUGUGGCCGAAGCCAUGGCAGGGUCACUCGCAGGAGUCAUGGACGUCGUAUCACUAGACUCCAAAAGGAAAACCGCAAGAUCCUUUGGCCGAACCGUCCGUGUGGCCGACGGCAGCCGCAUGAAUGUCUACAUUUUACUGGACACGUCCGGAAGCAUCAAAAAGCAGGACUUUGAAUUGUCCAGGAAUGCCACCAUUGCUCUUAUCAGAAAGUUGGACAGCUACGAGGUUCAGUUGAAGUUCCACGUGUUGUCGUUCGCCAGCAAGGCCAAAGUCAUCGUAGACAUCAAACAAACGGAUAUAAGUAGUAGCACCGAGGACGUCAUAUGGAAUCUGAUGGAGUUCGACUACCUCAGCCACGGGAGUCAGACGGGCACCAACCUCCACUCGGCGCUGCACAGUGUCAGCGAGGUGAUAAGCUUCUUCAAGCAGAACAGUGCCCGCAACCAUUUCAACGAGACUCAGAACAUCAUCAUCAUAGAAACAGACGGUUACUCCAACACGGGCGCCAAGCCUCAGAUAGCUCUGGAGAAGAUCCGGCACCUGCUGGGCUACGGCAACUCGGCCCACGAUCACACGGACGAGACGAUGCUCGACAUCUACGUAUUUGGUGUUGGGGACCAGUUGAAAAAAGAGGAGUUGAACUCAAUCGCCUCCCAGAAACGUGGCGAGAAACACGUCUUCGUUCUGAAAGACUUUGAGACGCUGGGAGAGGUGUUCAACAGCAUCAUCAGCGACAAGAGUGUGACGAUGUGUGGCGUGGCUCAGGAGCAACAACAGAAGGACGGGGCGUCGGUCUACACCGAGCCCUGGCACGUCACUCUGAAAGCGCCCGAAUGGGGGCUAAAGAAGUCGUGUUCCGGAUCCAUCGUGAGCCAGAACUGGGUGCUGACCGCUGCUCACUGUUUUGCCAGAGCGAGCACAGACAAAGUCCCCGAGCGAGUGGACAUAACACACGGUGGUGGCGUCGCGAGGGCCAGCCAGGUGAUCAUGCACCCCGAGUACAACAUCGACGCACUCCGACGCAGAAACGUGUCCGAGUUUUACGACUACGACGUCGCUCUGGUGCGCGUGAACAGGAGCAUUCCGCUCUCCUGGAAGGCCAGACCCAUCUGCUUGCCGUGCACCGUACCGGCGAGCCGAGCCAUGAAAACAGUCAACUCUACCUGUCAACAGCACAGGAACGCAUUACUGCCACACGAGGAGACCGCGGCCUUUUUCAUCCACAAGAACUUGGAACGCAAAGAAACACACGUCCACACAAAGGGUCGGAGGCCUGGCUGUGUGGAGAAGGCGAGGCAAACCCUCCAAGAGCCCACCGAUGUGACUCUGGCAGAGUACGUACCCGACCGAUUCCUCUGCUCUGGGGGAACGUCCGGGUAUCAGGAUGCUGUCACCUGCAAAGGUGACUCUGGUGGAUCCCUGUUUCUGCAGAAAAGAAAACGCUACUUUCAGGUGGCAGUGGUGAGCUGGGGCACCACAGACAUGUGUGACCCACUCAGCUCAGGUUGGAGGCGACAAGGCAGCGACAGGCCGCCGCCUCCCGAUGCUCGAGACUUUCACAUCGAUCUGUUCAAGAUCGUGCCGUGGCUGAAACUACAUCUGGGCGAGCAGAUCCAGUUCCUGCCCGACGUCAGCUGAUUCAGGAUCAGUCCGCUGGGAUCGACUUGGAAAGCGGCAUAAUAAACACCACGCAGAACUCACCAGAGCUCAGUGUGGAUUGAUGUAGAGCUGCAACAGCUAAUCGAUUAAUCGUUUAGAAAUCGACUACUAAAUUAAUCGUCAACUAUUUUGAUAAUCGAUUAAUCAGUAGUUUUUAUGAAAAAAAGGUCAAAAUUCUCUGAUUUCAGCUUCUUAAAUGUGAAUAAUUUCUGGUUUCUUUGCUCUUCUGUGACAGUAAACUAAAUAUAUUUUGUGUGUGGACAAAACAAAACAUCAUCUUGGAGUUUUGGGAAACACGAUCGACAAUUUAGAUAUAACCGUCAUAUAUUCAAAUGGAAUUCCCUUUCAAUAAAUCAAACAUUAUAUAUUGA